Linum tenue is the source of this 558-nucleotide messenger RNA. NCBI's taxonomy places the organism in Eukaryota, Viridiplantae, Streptophyta, Magnoliopsida, Malpighiales, Linaceae. The record is from the annotation of a GenBank genome assembly.
AUGGAUCGAGUGUUCCAACUGGCGGCGGAGAGGCCGGUGGUGGUGUUCAGCAAGAGCACGUGCUGCAUGUGCCACACCAUCAAAACCUUGUUCUUCGACUUUGGCGUCAACCCAACGGUCUACGAGCUCGACCAGAUCCCCGGUGGCCGGGAGAUCGAGCAGGGUGGCCGGGAGAUCGAGCAGGCACUGGCUCGACACGGUGUUGCCGGUGACUUUCCUGUUGUGUUCAUCGGCGGCAACCUUGUCGGCGGUGCCAAUGAGAUCAUGACCCUUCAUCUCAACGGUUCCCUGUCUGCCAUGCUCAAACGGGCUGGCGCUCUGUGGCUUUGAUCGUCAUAUGACGUGGAUCAAAUUUUGGCUAACUUUACUAUAUAUGGAGUCUUUUCUUUUUCUUCUUCUUAAUUAGUCAUCAUCAUAAUGAUGAUGAUGAUGAUGAUGAUCACGAAUUAGGCUUUGCAGUACUUUAUAAUGUAAUGCCUAAUGAUGAAUCUCACAACUUUUUGUAAUAUCUCUAUCUACAAUAUCUACUGCUAAUAUAUAAUAAAAGUUUGAUGAGAG